Messenger RNA from Cydia pomonella (codling moth), 10184 nucleotides. It is a transcript of the gene Fbxl4, whose product is annotated as F-box/LRR-repeat protein 4. The transcript is spliced from 13 exons. Gene Ontology annotation, biological process: SCF-dependent proteasomal ubiquitin-dependent protein catabolic process. NCBI's taxonomy places the organism in Eukaryota, Metazoa, Arthropoda, Insecta, Lepidoptera, Tortricidae. Bases 218 to 2104 code for a protein of 628 amino acids. Gene Ontology annotation, molecular function: protein binding. The record is from RefSeq and is a predicted model, not a curated record. Gene Ontology annotation, cellular component: SCF ubiquitin ligase complex.
AUUUAACAAUGUACCACUGACCAUUUUUACUUUUUAAUCCAUUGACUUUCUGUUCAUAACUUGUUUACAUUUUGGCGCAAUCUGGCCAAUCUGUGCAUUGAUUAAGCCGUCUGUGGCUCGAGCAGACGUUUUUGUUCGUAAGUACAUAAUAAAACUGUCGUUGGUACUUUUCCGCCACAACAAAUAUAAAAAACGUAAACAAACAAUUCUAAGUAAAAUGCAGAGUGCUUCGGAUGUGAUCUCGUCGUUAUUUUGGUUUAAAGACGAGGAUCACGAUGAACAAAAAGACCCUGAUAUCAUAGAACAAUUUGUGCAAUACGUUGAAGAUUUUAGUUCUCAAUACGGAAGUGAAAUCAGUGUAUCGUAUACCGCUUUCAACCUUCGUGGUCCACCGUCAAACUUUCCUGAUUAUGGCGACUAUCCUCAAGCUUUUGUGAUGAGAACUUACGGCACCUGGUGGGAAGAAGCACCAUCAGCUCAGGAAGACUACAUGCCGCAAAACAAUCGGAGCAUUCCGAGCCAGGAUUUUGUUGAAGUAUCGUUCGAGAAAGCCGUAUACCCAGUUGAGGUGUCUGUGUUCGAGACAUACAAUCCCGGCGCACUGGUCCGCAUCUGGGCCCAGGGUCCGUCCAUGUGGAUGCUGCUAUGGGAAGGUGAACCGGAGUAUGCUGGGGACAGACCAAGGAUUUUCAGUCCACCAAUAAGACAGAUUGAUGUGUUAACAAGAGUGUUAAGACUGGAGUUCAACCACAAACUGCUUCCAUACUACACGGAACUCGACGCGGUACUGUUGAAAGGGAGAGAGCCUUGCAAGUUCCAAGUUAAGAACAAGUUCAUGUGCCCGUCGCUACUGCAUAAAAUAAAUGGACCUGUUAUGGAGAAGGGUCAGCUGUUGCACAAAAUAAUGGCGUCCAACCUGCACGAGUCGGUAAUGCUUCCCGCGGCGCUAGGGGGGAAGAUGGAGAUCGACACGGGGCCGCCGCCGGGAGACUUUGAACGGUUACCGGACGAGACGAUCCUCUGCGUGAUGAAGUACCUAGACAUGCAAUCGCUGUGCCGCUGCGCGCAGGUCAACAGGCAUUUCAACAGGCUCGCCUCUGACGCCAUCCUGUAUCGCAGCAUUGACCUUAGGCCUUAUUGGCAUUGCGUGCAAUCCCAAGUACUGGUUACCCUCUCAAUGAGGUGCAAAUACCUUCAAAAACUGGACCUGUCGUGGUGUGGAAGCCAUCUUAUGAUACUUCCCAACUAUGUUGUAAAUUUCAUCAAAGACAAUGGCGCCGAGUUAACACACUUAAGGAUGAAUUGCUGCAAAUUCGUUAACAACGCCGUGCUAAGAGCCAUCGUUGACACCUCCGUCUAUCUCGAAGAGUUAUGCCUUCGUUCCGUAGUCGGUUGCUCCGAUUGGCAGUGCCUCUCUACACUCACUAGGCUCAAACGGCUGGACCUGUACAGGACAGAUAUUACGACGACCGCAGCUGUGGCUAUAGUCGUAUCCAAUCCUGAACUGCAACACAUCAAUGUUGGCUCAUGCAAGAUGAUAUCAGCCAUGGACGAAGUAGCCAUAGCGCUUGGCAUGAACUGUCCCGACUUGGUCUCCGCAGACUUCUGGAAGUCCUACUCGCUGACUCCCACCGGCAUCAGGGCGCUCGGCAACUGCAGGAAGUUGCAGGAGCUUGACGUUGGAUGGUGUCUGCAAGCCGGCGGGUCCGGCGAGUGGCUAGCGUGGCUGCAGGGCGGCGAGCUGCGCAAGCUGUUCCUCGGCGCGCUGUGUGCGACCGCGACCUGCGCGGCCUGCUGCCCCGCGCGCCGCGCCUGGCGCGGCGUGUGCGACCGCGACCUGCGCGGCCUGCUGCCCCGCGCGCCGCGCCUGGCGCAGCUCGACCUGCUGGGCGUGCGGGCGGUCACACCGGACAUCUGCGACAAAAUCUUAGAGGAAUGCCACGAGCUGAAGCUUUUGGAUGUCAGUUUCUGCGAUCAGAUACAAGAGUCUCAGGUACUAGAAUGGCGUGAGCGUUACCCGCACGUUAGCAUAAAGCGGUCCUUUCAGUCCGCCACCCUCACCGCUACUCCAAACCCUCUGUUCCUGGCUCCGAGCCUGGAAUGAUGCUGCACCGUAUGCCCGAUGUUCGUGCUCAUGAAGAAGAUGAUGGAAAUCUAUUCAUUUAUAUGUAGGUGUUGCAAGUAAUUUUUUUUUGACAAGUUUAGGGAAAAAUUGGAGUCUAUUUUAUAUUUGGUUAGUUUUUGUUUUUGUCGUUUAAAAUACGACAUCAAGUUAACCCAUUACCGCCCACUUGGGCACACCUGGGUUACGGCGUUUGAUUCGAUUUUUUCGUGGGCGCUAAUGGGUUAAAAAUAAUGAACACAAUUGAUCUCCUUUUAACAUUUUUUAAAUUUAACUUUUAUGUUACUUACUGCAUAAAGCGCUCCUUCCCGUCUGGUACACUAGUACUAAAUGUAUAAAGCGGUCCUUCCAACCCUGUAUGCUUGUAUUUACUGCAUAAAGCGGGCCUCCCAACACGGUAUACUUGUAUUUACUGCCUAAAGCGGUCCUUCCAAUAUAGUAUACUUGUAUUUACUGCAUAAAGCGGUCCUUUCAAUCCAGUAUACUUGUAUUUACUGCAUAAAGCGGUCCUUCCAAUCUAGUAUACUUGUAUUUACUGCAUAAAGCGGUCCUUUCAAUCCAGUAUACUUGUAUUUACUGCAUAAAGCGGUCCUUCCAAUCCACACUCACCGCCAGCUGUUCCUGGCCCGUGUCUGGAAUGAUGAUUGAUCGUGAUAAAAAGUAGGUUUUCUGCCCUUUUUGAUUUAAUUUUGAAAUUGUUUUUUUGUUGGAGAUAUUUAGUCGAUUUAUUUUUUCAUGUGCAAUCUUUUUACACCAAACUAACAAAAAUUUGACGUGAGACGUAUAUUGUUUUUAAACUCGUGAUUAACUUUGAGGUGCAAUUGAAUUUAGUUUUAAAAAGGCUUUUAUAUUAAUUAAAUAUAAGGUCAAUGUGGCUAAGACCGUCUUUGAGGUAAGACCGUCUACAAGCUCUUUCGUCGCUUCUAACUCUUUCGUUUAUGCAAAUAUUCUACGUCGGUGGAGCAGGGAAAAACCUCGCGUGAUUAGUGCACAAGCCCUUAGUAACGUAGUAGGUGGAAUGACUGUUUAAAAACAGCUUUUAAUAAGCUUUUAAAGUUAAGUCUAAAUGUUAAGCAAAGUCGGUCAUGGUAGAAAUGAGGAUUAUUGAUGAUGAUUCAUGAACUGUUUUAAUUUUGUAAGUGUAUGGAUAUUUUAUUAAUAUGUUAGUCCAGGAGACUACAUACUAGAUAGUAAGAAGGGCGAAAGCUUUACCAAUAAAGUUUUCUUGCACAGUCGCCGUCAGAUAAAUCGGAGCGGCUGGCGUGCUCAAAAAUAUCUGAACACGCACUCUAACGCCUAGACAAUAUUGGCGUGUUCAGAUAUUUGUGAGCACCGUGGCCACUCCGAUUUAUCUGAUGGCGACUGUACCACCACAAAACUUAGGGUGCGAAAAUAAUUUUAUUAAUAAUGGAGAGCACAAAAAGGUUAAGAACCCCUGGUUUAAUUAACAGCAAGUUUAAAUAACAUGCGAAAAAAUUGAGGUACCGUCAACCGGGGUAAAUAGGGGUGAAGAAGGACAAAACUGUGAGAUUUAGAGACCCACACGAAUUCUAACUUUCGGUACCAUGGGAAAGGGGUAAGUGUCUUCUCUGGGAUGCCACUUGUGUCAGCACUUUUGCCGCCUCGCACAUUGGCCGGUCUGUCCGGACGGCAGGAGCGGCGGCUGAAUUUGCGGCACUCCGAAAGCGCGAUAAGUACUCGGCGCUGCUGUCGAGAUAUAUGUUUGUCCCGUUAGCGGUGGAGACGUCCGGGUGUUGGUGUGCCGAGGCCAAAAUUUUCUUGGGCGAAUUGGGGCGGCGGUUGAGGGAGAGGGGUCAUGACCCUCGUUCCGGGUCAUUCCUGAUGCAGAGGCUGUCUAUCGCGAUUCAGCAUGGCAACGCGGCGAGCGUGAUGGGCACCUUUGCGUCUGGGAGGGCUCGGGACGGGUUGUUUGAUUAAUUUUUGUAUUUGUGUCUUUCUUUUUGUUUACUUUUACUUCUGUUUAGUUUAUAGUCCAUUUUAAUGUUUUUUUACUUUCGAUUGAAAAUAAUAGUAAAUUUUAUAUGAUACAAUUUGUGUGUGUCAGGUAAAUCUCAUUUAAAGAUUUUUCCCUAUUCACUACGUUUGAGGGUUUUUUUUUAUUUGUAAAGCUGAGCCUUAUGAAGUUAAAUAUCAAAAUCGUAAAAGACGGUUAAUAUUUUUAAGCUCUGGUUUCCAAGGAUAGCGGCCACGUCGUAUACCACAGUAUAAGGAAGGUGUCUUUUUAGACCCAGUAGUCCAACUUCGAACAUUUUAUAAUCCUCGUUCCGAAUUCAAAAUCUUGGACGUAUUCGCUCAUCGGCGACGGUCCGCCCGGGCGCGAUCCUUAGCAAUAGUACAUUGUGCAACGAGGGAGGUAAGUAAAAUGUUGGAUACGAGGGAAUUAAAGACCCGAGUUUGCAAUAUUCUUACCCCCGGAGUUUUUCAUGUUUUUCAUCACACUUGCGAAGAAAAAACUAAAUUUAAGCGAAAUAAUUCUUAAAUACGGUGACAUAUCAAACAUUCGUCCGCCAUUUUGUAAUUUUUCGAGGGUUAUUCCCACUAGUUACCACCAAGUUGUUACCAGUGGUAACCACUGGUAAAAGGUGGGAAAAAAAUUCCCAGUAGUUACCACUGGUAAAAACUUGGUGGUAACUAGUGGGAAUAACCCUUUCUCGACAGGAAGGCACAUACUCGUACCUAUUUGGCAUUCAACCACGAUUGAAAAUUAUGUAAAAAUAUUUUAAACGGCUAAAUUAAUCAAAUUAAAUAAUUUUAAACAGGAACAAAAAUAUCGUCAGUAUUUUAAAAGUAAAACUCGCUUAUGCUAAUUGGUUUGUAAGAAUAAUUGACAUAAUUAAAAAAAUAAGCUGUGACUCCCUAGGGUGUCCCUAUCUUUUCUUUUUCACAAUCCAUAACUCCCGGGGGAACAAAAUAGGCCUUUGUCCUUCAGUACACCUGCAUGAAAUAAGAACUUUUUCGAGCAAGUGUGAUUAAAAUAAUAGAAGUCACUGAAAAAUAUCAAGCACGUGAGUAGAUGACGUCACUAGAACGUUGUCUAUGUUAACAAAAUGGCGCGGUUUCUUAGAGGGCGGUGAUUGAAGGAACAUUAUUUUUGCGUCCGUAACACUACGGACGCUAUAUGACAGCACCGCUAUCUUAGGAAACCAGAUCUUUACCUACAUUUAUGUGUUUAUAUAUGUAUGACUAAUAAAUGAUAAUUAUAAUAUAAGUAUAUUUUAUAUGCCUGAGGGAUUGUUCUUAGUCAUAAUAAGAAAGAAUUGGUCUGACGAAUGAACUGAUAGUAUAUAUGAAUGUAUUAAAGACUGAUUAUUACUUAAAUGAUCUAAUUGAUAAUGAGAGUGUCACAAACUAUCACAAUGUGUAAUUACAAAAUUGUAAGAUUUUUAUAAAUUAUAAAAUACCUCGACUCAGACCAAGUUAAGUUGGCAGCGAUUUUGAUAGCCCAGACGGUGCAAGUGUUAAGUAAACGUCAUAAUUUUAAACAAGCUUGACGUUUAAAAUAACACCUGCACCGUCUGGGCUAUCAAAAUCGCUGCCAACUUAGCUUGGUCUGACUCUAAGAAGUUUCGUAAAGCAUUUAAUUAAUAAUAAAAUGUAAGCGAAUAUAAUUAGUAUUGGUGGUAUAAUAUAACUCGAGUCUUUUGUCUAAAUUUGAAGAACCCUGAGUCUUUUUUGCGAGCCUCUACGCUAAAAAACUUCCGAGUCUUUUAACCUUUUUCAUCCUAGUGGUCAUCUACACGGUGCCUGUGGGAUUGCGAGAGAUUUUAACAGUAUAUUCCUAAUCAUAUUUAAAGACUAAAAUGUCCUAAGUAUAUAACUUUUUUGGAAGUCGCCUAAUUUUAGAGUUAAAGCCACUUUAAAAAAAACAUCUUUUUAUUGUUACUUAGUGCAAAACGCUGUUAAAAAAAAAUAAACCAAUUUUUUUUUUAUCAAAUCAACACAUAGUUGAAUUCAUAAUUUUUUUUUCUUCUUGUGGCCUUAUAAACGCGUGGUUAAAAUCUCUCGGGUUCCUCGAGGGCUCCUUGUAUACUACGCACCUAUUUACCUACAUUUUAAAAUUGACAUAAAAAUCAAAUUAGUGUUUUCCCUUUCAUUUGUCAUUAAACUUCAUAAGCCAUAACCUGCUGCAUAAAUUACGCCUUAAUUACUACACCACGGUUGCCUUAAUGUUUUAAAUAUGAAUGUUGUGUUUGUUUAAUGUUAAUACUGUUUAAAUCAUGUACCUACUUAUGAUUCACUUGAAAAAAAAAAAUUGGGACUAAGGGUUAAGUCUCAAGUUGAUAACUUUAUUGAAUAUUUUUAAGCGCAACUCAAAAGAACUCGAGCAUUAAUAAAGACUCCGUCAACAAUUUUGUAGGUAUUUUCUAAAUAACAGUAAAAAACUAAGCGAUUGUAUGGUGGUCUUUAACAAGUUGAAACUUAGAGCAUUUAACCAACCGGAGACGCCUUGUCUGUAAUUUUCUGUACAAAACCGUCUGCCGAUUUUUGCGGGGGAGGGGUAAGAUAAACGUCAGUCCAUACAAUGAGUAUGACCAUUGGCUGAGGUUUUCAACAGAGGGUUACGCUCUUAAAGGCGACUCCGGUUGGUUAAAUGCUCUAAUAGUUGUAAAGAACUCUAAUUUUGACUUAAUUAUAUGAGUAUGAAAUACAGUCGAGUCUUAAAGCAGAGGACUCGAGUCUUAAACAACACUAAAUAUGGUAACUACGGUUUCUACUUCGUAAAAUGUAAAAAUAUAUAUAUUUAUUUACGUAAUAAAUACAUUUUAUAAAUAAUCUACUAAGUACUUUAUUUUUAAUACAAACAGCUAAAAAAGCUUGGCCAAUUCUGAAUACCGUGUUAGUAACAAUAAACUAGAAUAAUUAUAGAAGUGUGACUAAAGCUAAAAAAUGAGGCCACGGGAAUUCUGCCUUGAGGUAAUCAACUGUAAUGCACUGCGCGCGUGUUGACAAGGGUUAUUGCCACUAGUUACUACCAAGUUGUUACCAUUGGUAACUACUGGGGUUUUUUUCCCACCGUUUAUCACUGGUAACUACUGGGAAAAAAAAUCCACUAGUUACCACCAACUUGGUUUGAACUCUUAACAUUUUGGUGUUAACUACUGGGAAAAAAUCCUAACUUUUACCAGUGGUGACUACUAGGAAAAAAAAUCCCACUAGUUGCCACCAACUCCGUUUGGUGGUAACUACUGGGAUUUUUUCCACUGGAAGGUGGGAAAAAAAUCCCAGUAGUUACCACUGGUAACAACUUGGUGGUAACUAGUGGGAAUAAUCUGUUGACAACGGCAAAUCUACUUAGGUCACUAGAUAAGUUUUGCAGUAGACACAAUAUGAACCAAAGAAGUGGCCUAUCAUAUAUAUUUAUUAAAACUGAUACUUACUGACAUGGACUGUAUUUAGAAGUCAAUAAUGUACUGAGAGCUUCAUCUAUAUAUAAUAUUCCGUCACUGGUUAGUAACAACCAAGUAGCAACGAAAAAUAGUAAUUUUGAAGAUAUAUCUCGGCAACGUAAUUAAAAAGAAAACACGUUAAUGCUGAAUAACGAAAAAAUUCCAAAUAUACCAGUUCAAUUCUUUUUUAAUGAAGUCUUUUAUAUUAAUAUUGUUGAUCAUUUUGACCAAUGUUUGCAAUUUGAAGAAAAUACGUUUAUUUCAGUUAAACGAUGGUAGUUUUAUUUUUAAAGGAUUUUUUUUUAGAAAGACUUAAGAAAAGUAUUCCAAAAAAUGUUUUAAUGUAUUUUUGGCCCACACGUACUAAAAAAACGGUGAAUAUCCGACUUUCAGUAUUUAGUGUUCAGCAUUGUACUUAAUUUUGACAAACCACUGUGCAAUAUUUAAGAAAGAAAUAUCGCAAUAAAAUAACGUUGCAAAACGUUUUAAUAUAUGUUUUUAUCUAUAGGAAAUCGAACAAGACGAAAAUGAUGACAGCUAAGACAGCUGCUAAGCAGCUAACAUGAAUAUGAUGACAUUUUUUUUACUACGAAUAAUAUAUCAUUAUUUCUGCUCUAGUGAAGUAAUUAUGUGGCUUAUUAUUAGGGCAUUUUCAUAAAAAAAUUAUGCACCAUUCUUUUUUCUUUUAAAAAUAUAGAAAGUUUAGUUAGAAAAAAAUUGAAGUUUUUUUUACUCAGAAUGAAGUCUACUAAUGAUUUUUUUUUCUUUUUUUUUCGAAGACAUUUUUUUAACACAUCAAUUAGUCCUGGUAAUAAUGAAAAGAAAAAGCCCUAGCCCAAUUUGUUUUGAAAGUUAAUGGCACACUUGUUUCACGAAAUAGCCAACUUAAGAGGUAUUACCACACAGAGGUAGAAUGGGAAAGUCAACGUCAAUCGAUAGUUUCUACCUAUAUUCUGUUUUUUUAUUCCGUAGACUAAAAUGACAUUUCAUGUGGUACUAAGAAAUGUCAUGUCUAACAUUUGAAACGUCAUUUUAGUCUACGGAAUAAAAAGACAGACAUUAGAGUCCGAUCGAUGUAUCGACGUCGACUUUCCCAUUCUACCUCCGAUCGAUGCCAUCAAUCGAUUAUCGAUAAUACCAGGGGAAGGGUGGUAACACCCUUAAAUAUAAUCUGUAAUUUUUUUAUUAGAUUUUUUUCAUAAAUCCGUCGUUUUUUUUUCAUUUUGACUUGAUUCAGGCUGUUAGAAAUCAUAAACACACAAAAUUUUCUCAUGUUAUUCAACUGGAGCAGAGCUUUUAUUUUAAGACAAAGGUAGUUGCCGCUUAUUAAGAUAUUUUAUACGUUUCCCGUCGAGUGAUGGUUCCCAUGACAGUUAAUUUUUAUAUAGAGUUAGGGCCUCCGCUAGCUGACGCGGACGCCCGCCGCGUGCGCACGCACGCGGGUGCUAUUUGUAGGUGAAAUCCGCCGCACGCGUCCGCUUCAGUUAGCGUUGCUCAUACUAUUUUUCGUUAACCCGCUCGUCCGCUGCGUGCGUCCGCGCCAGCUAGCGGAGGCCCUUAGCCCUUUACUAACUGAUCCUUAUUUCGUCAUAAAUUUAUUUUUCUACGAAGCACCCGUAGUAAAAUAUAAUUUAAAAUUUACCGCUAAAAAACCAAUGUUUUUUUUUCAGAAUUUUUAAAUACAUUUUCGUUACCGCACUCUUACAAUUUGGACCAUCCAUACAAGAUGUUUUUUUUGUCCAAUUGUCCAAUUUAACUUAUACACUUUGGUAAUUUUUUUUAUAUAUUGUUAUGCAUUUAUAGGAGGAGGAUCGCACCUCAUGCGCCUCUAAAUCAGUACUUAGAAUCCCUAAAAUGUUAAUAAAAUAAUAUUAAAAAUUAGCGGCGUUAUUUCAUCGCCCCACAAAGAAAAAUUGAAAAAAAAAAUGAAAAAAUACAUUUUGUGUGGGGUUCAAAUUUUCAAAGUGCGGUUGCGACAGCUAAAAUGUAUUUAAUUUCUUUUUAAUAUAACUAUGUAAGGAUCAUUAUUUAUAAAUAGCUUAUUAUUAUGACUAUUCUUACUUUUAUCUAUGAAUAGCUUAUAAAAGAGUAUCAAUUGACUCGUCACUAGUUCCCGCCAUUUUGAAUUGUUAUAAAAAUACGGGUAGGCAGUGACAAGCGGCCAGUUCGAGUACGGACAGCCGUGUCUUAUCCAACCUCGACAUUGACAGAAUCAUCAACACCUUGAUGGAGCCAUAACACGAAAAAUUGAUUGAUUGAAGUUAUAGUGAAGACGUCUAGGAAUAUUUAUUGUAAAUUGGUUGCUAUUAUAUCUUUAUCUUUAAUAAAGUCAAAAUAUUGGUGAAAAUAUUCGUUUUCAUCAUCAAUCCGGAAAUAUCCCAACAAUUACAUUGGUUUUUUAGUCGUAGAUUUUAACAAUAAGCGGGUGCCCCGUAGAAAAAUGAAGGACCACCCUAGAGUAGCUGUCGCGUUAAACGUUAGUUCACGUAUUUGGAAGUUUAGCACAUUCAUUUAUUUAGAAAUGUAACGAAAAAAAUACGGUGUUAAGUCGAAAUUUGAUUAGCUAUACGCACCUAUAUAUGUAUACCUAUAUGUACCUAUGAUGAGCCAACCCACCGCUGCAUUUUUAGUUGCAAUAAAUAGUCAUAAGCGUA